AUGUCGCGCUCCCGGCGCCGCGCCCGCCCCUUCCUGCCGCCGACAGGGGGCGGCUUACCCCGCUGCCGGGGCGGGACGAGCCCCGGCCAAUCCCGGCGGCGAUGGGCGGGCUGGGCUGAGCGGCGCGGGGACACGGCGGGAGCGGCGCGGGGAGCCGGGUCCCUGCGGGUCGGGGUGCCGGGGCCGGUACCGCCCGCGCGGGAGCGGAGUGGCUGUGCAACCCGCUCCCCUAGGAGCAGGCGGGGACGGACCAGGCUCCCCAGCGCCGUGCCUGCAGCGGGGACAGCCCGGCGGGCUGGCCUGAACGCCGGCGGCUGGUGGGCAAAGCCCGCCCCUCCGCGCCGCCAAUCGCGGUGCUCCAGCGCGGCGGAACGCGGAGCACGGCGGGGCGGCGGCGGGAAGCGCAGACGGAGGGUUGCCGCGGCAACGGGCGGCGCUGCGGAAGCGCGGACCGGAGCGGAGCCGGUGUGCUCGGGGAAGGGGCUGGAAGCGGACCUAGGGCAGCGGGAGCUCCACCGCCGUCGGGGCCGGCUCCUCGCCACGUCCCGGGAGCUCCGUGCCCGCUGUGCCCCGCUCGCUGCCUUGGCAGAACACGCUGGUUCUCCUGCUCGCCCCUGCCAUGGAAUAAGUGGAAUAAAUGGAAUAAGUAGCUGCCGCCCGCCCGGCUGGAGUGGAUCCCAAAGCAUGUUCCUGCUGCUCUGACAUCAGUUCUUGGGCCCAUGAUAUAACUGGCCAGGACAGACAUGGC
Passer montanus (Eurasian tree sparrow) is the source of this 748-nucleotide messenger RNA. RefSeq lists its product as uncharacterized. The transcript has 3 exons. Bases 1 to 702 code for a protein of 233 amino acids. The record is from RefSeq and is a predicted model, not a curated record. Lineage: Eukaryota; Metazoa; Chordata; Aves; Passeriformes; Passeridae.